Molecule: messenger RNA, 1461 nt
Organism: Maudiozyma saulgeensis
Lineage: Eukaryota; Fungi; Ascomycota; Saccharomycetes; Saccharomycetales; Saccharomycetaceae
Source: the annotation of a GenBank genome assembly
AUGAUGAAACGUACUGUCAAAGGCAGACUCUCUGCUAAAGGUAAAGGUAAAGAUAAAAAGAAAAAGAAAACACAUAAGCCACUGAUUAACAGAAGACAUAAAGGUAUCAUUCAAAUUAAUGUUCCUUAUUUUAAAUGGAAGUUGAGAAUAUUUUGGAAAUUCGUUCUAUUAUCUUUAUUUGGUUGGUUUAUUGUAAUUAAUCAUUUCGAACAUUAUUCUGUAAAGAAUACAUUACAAAAAUGUGAUUGGCAAAGAUGGGAAACUUGGUCAAAUGAUAAUAACGGUAAUCCCGUAGAUAGCCAUAAAGUGGCUUUAUUUGCUGAUCCUCAAAUUCUAGACAAUUAUUCUUAUCCAAAUAGACCAUGGAUUGUGAAUUAUAUAACUAAGGUUCUUGUUGAUCAUUAUCAUAUUAGAAAUUGGAAAUAUGUUCAAUAUCAUUUAAAUCCACAAACCAAUUUUUUCCUUGGUGAUUUAUUUGAUGGUGGUAGAAAUUGGGAUGAUGAAUAUUGGUUACAAGAAUAUAAAAGAUUUAAUCAAAUAUUUCCAAAGAAACCAAACACAAAGACAGUAAUGUCUUUACCAGGAAAUCAUGAUAUUGGUUUUGGUGAUACCGUUGUAGAAUCCAGUCUAAAGAGAUUCGCUACAUAUUUUGGUCCAACUUCAUCUUCAAUAGAUGUAGGUAACCAUACAUUUGUACUUGUAGAUACAAUAUCUUUAUCUGAUAGAACUAACCCUAAUGUAUCCUCCGUUCCACAAGAAUUUCUAGAUAAUUGGGUUAAAGAGCCUCAUCCAUAUCCAAGAAUUAUGUUAACCCAUGUUCCGUUACAUCGUGACCCUGCUGUUCAAACUUGUGGUCCCGAAAGAGAAUCAAAUAAGUUAUUCCCAAUGCAAAAGGGUCUUCAAUACCAAACUGUCAUCGAUAGUGACAUUUCACAAAUGGUUUUAUCAAAAGUGCAACCAGAUUUUGUUUUCUCUGGUGAUGAUCAUGAUUAUUGCCAUGUUAAACAUUCUUACAACACACCAAUCAAUACUAUUGGUCAAUCAGAAGAAAUUACCGUCAAGUCAUGUGCAAUGAAUAUGGGUAUAUCCAAACCUGCUAUUCAAUUGGUUUCAUUAUAUAACGAUGGAAGAAAUACGGGUAAACCAACAAUACAGACUCAAAUAUGUUAUCUUCCUGAUCCAUUUCAACCAAUUUGGGCGUAUAUUAUUACUGCUAUUAUCAAUUUUGUUGCCUUAAUAUGGUAUUUGAUUAAAUUUGAUAAAGUCAAAGGCUCAAGAUUACAUGGCUCAUACAAUGAUAAAGAUGAAUUACCAUUACCUGUAAGUGCAGAUGAUAAGAGUGAAAAAUCUAAGAACCGUAAGAAACAAUUAAAACUUUUAAUGAAUGAUGUCAAUGUCAAUUUGAACGUUAUUGUCAAUUUAUUAGGGUUCAUCUUUAUGUAUUAUUAUAAAUAUAUCUAA